GCUAGAAUCACAAUGUUCAAAACAAUUUUUCAUUCUGCGCUUGUUUGUCGGAGGGGAUGUCGACCUCUAAAGCUCGGUGUUGUGUAGCAUUGUUGCUUAUUUUUGGUUGUGCGAAUGCAUUAAUGGGGAAUGGAAAUUUCCGUCGAAAGGUAUCCCUAGAGUUAAACCCUGGACUGAAGCCUCCCUCCACAGCGCCCCCUGGAGUCAGUCUGCUGCAUGUGCGAGCGGUGGGUGGUGAUGACACCCUGCACGUCCUCCUUUGCAGCCUGGAGGCUCCUGCAGUGCUGCUGGUGCACACCAACUCCACAGAGUCCUCGCUCCGGGUGGACUGGGCUGCCUUCCUCAGGGGCAAUUACACGGGCAGUGUCCAGGUGGCGCCAAAGAGCAGUGUGCAGUAUAGCAGUGCGCUAGUGUUCACCAGGGUGUGGGAGUACGACGAUGUAAACAACACCGCCGACAUGCAGGACCUGCCUGUGUCCAGCUUCCUCCCACCCUACGAGCUGCGGGACUUCACCUGGGAUAACCUGAACGAGACUGUGGACUACACACACCACACUGCCCUGCUCUGUGGGAGGCACAACACCUCAAGCUUCAGCAACGGCUCCCUCUGUCUGCGUUUUUCAGCUUUUGACUCAGAGGGUCGUGAGGAGGAAUGGCCAAGCCUUCUCCACAAUGCUGACUCCUGUCAGCUGCGUCUGUGUUUGGACCGCGUGACGCCGCGGGCCAACCAGUCACGUUUCGGUCUGGAGCUCCAGGCAGUAAGUGAAGAGGGGUUCCAGGCUAGCGUAGACGUUCACAGAUCCAUCGAUGAUGAGUACACGCCCUCGAUAUUCCAGGUAUCCCAGUGGCUGUCCCCCCCUGCCAACUCCACCCCCUCCUCCACCCAGGGCUACAUUCAGUGGAAGGCUGUGGCAUACCGCAAGUCCAAGCCUGUCCUGGAGGAUGCUACGCCCUGCCGGCACUCCCAGCCGCUGGAUCUCCCGCAGGCACCACCUUCGGGGCUUGUGCUGGCCUACUUCUCCAAGCAGGCCUCCACCCGCGGCCUGAACCUCAGCUUCAGCAUGGCUGGAGACGCCUCCUACAGCUCCACCAACUUCCUCAGCUGGACGGUGCUGGUGGGAACAGGUGCCCCUCCAGCAGAUUUCUUCUCACUGUUGGUGAUCGCCAUCAUGGCUGUUGGGCUUGGCACACCUCUUGCCCUCAUCCUGGUGGGAGGAGUUUAUGUCUAUAUCCAGAAAAGAAGGCAAGACUCCUCAGCCUAUGAGUCCAUCAACUGAGGCCACUUAACCAUUCUGCCCCACCCACACAUGUGCACUAGCCAAUGAGCAUACGUUUCUGAAGUUACACAUACCACUUAAUGCAAACAGCCAAUCAUGACUGACUGCUGUAGUUGACUGAUGGCUCAGUGUCUUCCUGAUUAAUGCCGUUUACCCAGUGGGAACUGAAGGGCCUUUUUAACUCUUUUCUUAAUGAACACUGUGCAGAGGAACAGAAUUCUUUAUCUGUUCACUUAAACUAAAACAUUAAACUGCACAACAGCCAGGUUGAAAUACUGGAACUGUGCACAUGGUUUGUCUUCCCCUUUCAAUCCAGCGGAAUAGAGAAUGAAAGCAAAGCUGAAACUGACUGCUAAAAUUGCUGUCUGUGGGCGGAGCUGGGGAGGUGCAUGGCGUGUUUCAUUGCUAGCGGAUGGUGCCAUUCACCUGCCAGCUGGAGGAUCAGGGGGCCCGUACAGGGGGUGGAGCUUAAGAUGGAAGGAUAGAGCUGUGAGCGGGGUGUGUGGCAUGGGGCAGAGCCACGAUGGAGCAGUGCUGUGGAGGUUUGCACUUUUGUACUAACAGUAUCUCAGGGAUGUGGGUCUGGCCCAGUUGUCUUCUGGUCCUGCUAGGAUGUGUUGGGAUUGGUGCACUCCAUGCCGGAGAAGGACUCAGAACGUGAGUGACUGGAGGAGACAAGACAGUAGGGAGUGUCGCUGGUGUCAUGUUCAGUAGCCUUGUUCCCAGAUGCUCGCCUCUUCCCCACAGAGAACUGAAACCUGCGGUGCGGAGAUGGAUGUUCCUUCAGCCCUGAGCGUUAGAUUUAAUGUUUUUUAACUGUUGAAUUUUUGUAAAUUGUAAAUUAAGUGUGGCAUUAAGUCUCAGGUAAUCAUACUUGUGCAUCGUGUGUACAUACUUUUAAUUAACUUGGCAAAAUAAAAAUUAGUCAUGUUUUA
Electrophorus electricus (electric eel) is the source of this 2212-nucleotide messenger RNA. It is a transcript of the gene glmp, whose product is annotated as glycosylated lysosomal membrane protein. Gene Ontology annotation, cellular component: lysosome. NCBI's taxonomy places the organism in Eukaryota, Metazoa, Chordata, Actinopteri, Gymnotiformes, Gymnotidae. The record is from RefSeq and is a predicted model, not a curated record.